AUGUGGUGUUCUGAAGGUAUUCACGCUUUAAAUGUUGUGGCUUGCGCUACCGGUUUUAGUGACGGUCUCGCUUAUGGAGACAAUACAAAAUCCGCAAUUAUUCGUCUUGGUCUCAUGGAAAUCACCAAGGUUUGUUCCAUUAGUCGUUCCUGGCAUGCUGUCCUUCAAAUCUUUCAGUUUCUUCCGCUUCAAUCUCUUUUUUUUUCUCAGUUUGUCGACCACUGCUAUCCUGGCUCAAGCUUAGCAACAUUUUUUGAGUCCUGUGGUAUAGCUGAUUUGGUCACAACUUGCAAUGGUGGCCGUAAUCGUAAAGUUUGUGAGGCAUUUGUGAAAACAGGAAAACUCCUUGAAGAAGUCGAAAAGGAACUUCUUCAUGGACAAAGUGCUCAGGGUUCGUUGACGGCCGAAGAAGUUUACUUUAUGACCGAGAAAAGUGGUUUAGCUGAAAGGUUGGCCAUUUCAGAUCCGCCUCUUUCAAGAACUGACAUUUAUUAUUUAUCAAACUCCACUUACAGUUUUCCUCUGUUCACUGCAGUGCAUCAAAUCUGCAAAGGCGUACUCAAACCGGAGGAGAUGAUAAAAUGCUUACGUUCUCAUCCUGAGCACAUAGAUCCUAGUAUAAUGUAA
Messenger RNA from Strongylus vulgaris, 627 nucleotides. The record is from the annotation of a GenBank genome assembly. NCBI's taxonomy places the organism in Eukaryota, Metazoa, Nematoda, Chromadorea, Rhabditida, Strongylidae.